Messenger RNA from Syzygium oleosum, 525 nucleotides. Its product is annotated as UPF0057 membrane protein At4g30660. Gene Ontology annotation, cellular component: membrane. Lineage: Eukaryota; Viridiplantae; Streptophyta; Magnoliopsida; Myrtales; Myrtaceae. The record is from RefSeq and is a predicted model, not a curated record. The coding region runs from base 161 to 385 and encodes 74 amino acids. The transcript is spliced from 2 exons.
ACAGUGGAUUGAAUGCCGUCCACUCUCUCUCUCUCUCUCUCUCCCUCCUUUGUUUCCUUCUUCAUUAAGAUCGGAAGUUGCCGCGUUUCCACAAAGCCACACGCGAUCAAAUUCCAUCGCUCUGUGUCUGUCCCCCCCAAGGGCGGUGAAGUGAGUCGCAAUGCCGAGCCGAUGCGAGAUCUUCUGCGAGGUCCUCAUCGCUAUCUUGCUUCCCCCUCUGGGCGUCUGCUUCAGGCAUGGUUGCUGCAGCGUUGAGUUCUGGAUCUGCCUGUUGCUGACGAUACUGGGUUACGUCCCAGGAAUCAUAUACGCUCUCUAUGCGAUUGUAUUUGUCAACCGCGAGGAGUUCUUCGAUGAGUACCGGCGUCCACUUUAUGCCGCCUAGCAUUUCUUGAUUUUCACCAUCUUUGGCCUUUGUAUGCUGUAAUUUGACGGUUUAGUACUGUGCCCAUUUCACUGUAUACUUGGCCAAGAAUAACGUUGUGUUGAAUUGAUGUGACUAUUAAUGUGAUAUUUCUUGUUCCA